Molecule: messenger RNA, 1992 nt
Organism: Lachancea sp. 'fantastica'
Lineage: Eukaryota; Fungi; Ascomycota; Saccharomycetes; Saccharomycetales; Saccharomycetaceae
Source: the annotation of a GenBank genome assembly
AUGUCGGGGGAGCCAGCUGUCAAGAAGGCCAAACUCGACUGGGGCCUGACCGAUCCCGCGGAACCUUUGACUCGAAAGGAUGUUAUCGCAUUUCAGAAGGAAGCGCUUUUUAGAGCACUCAACAAGCACCGUACGCGGGCAGAAAGUCUUGAAACGCAGCUGGGAAAGGGCCACGAUAAUUUGGCUCAACUUCGCGAGCAAUAUGCCCGCGUUUGCGCGACUUUGAGUGUUUUGGCCGCGAAAUUAAGCGGUCUCUGUAAAGACGAUUUGGACGCUCAAAAACUAUGUGAAAGCAUUGUAAAAGGCGUCGAGACUAAUGUUUCAGAUGUUGCCGAACAGCUGGCCGUGCUCUUCGAAAAAUAUGCUGGUGGUGCUAGCGAAGAUUCGAGUAUGACAUCCCAUUUCCAUGCGCUCGAGAAAUCCAAACAAGCACUUUCCGCUCACAACCAACAGCUCCAGGAAGAGCUUAAUGCAGUAAGAGACCAUUAUCAAACUCUCAUACGGCGAUACGAUCGCGAGGAUAGCGAGACCGUGAGACGAGUGCUGAAAAUGAAGAGCGAGAACGAAAGCGAGUCAGACGAGACCGGGCCGUCAUCGAUGGCUCCAGAACCUAACAGCAUUAAAGAGGAUGCAGACUCAAAGGUGGUCGCCUCAACGGAAGAAAACGAGAAUCAGCUCUCUACCAUCGAACAUGAAUUGAAAGUUCAAGAUUUGAGUAACCAAGUUGCAGCACUGAGAGCUACGAUCGAUGACUUGGAGAACUGGAAAUCAAAGCGGGAGAAUGAGAUUCUGCAGUUGCGGACAGAACUGGCCAAUGCCACCACAAAUAAUGCAGAACAACACCCUGAGGGAAAUCUGGAUAGAGACUACCUCAUGCGUCGCCUAGAAACGCUGCGUGAAGAGAACGCUUCGUUAAUGCAAACCAAUGGGUCAUUUUUAAGUAAAUUUCAGCAGCUGGUUCAGGACAAGGAGAUUUUCACCAAUAAGCUGACAGUUGAAUUUCAAACCGCGCAAGAUGCUUUGAAGAAGCAUAAUGCCAUGCUAGAAAAAGACCUUGUUAGAAUAAGGAAUGCAAGAGAUGAAAUGACAGGUAAAAUGGCGAUUCUAGAUAAGCAGAAAGGUAAGUCCGAGCUUCUCGAUGACUUACAAAAGAUGAUGGAUUUACAGACGGACAGAAUAGAUAAGCUGGAAAACAAGGUAGUCGAGCCUUCCAAGGAUGCGCUAACGAAAGAGCUUCAAGAUCUCGAACGCGCCUAUAGAGAGCUUUCGAAACUGGCGCACAAGAAAUAUUCGGACCAAUUGGCUCAAGAAUCUGUCUUGGCAAAACUAACGGUUGAAAAAACAAAAGCGGACCAGAAAUACUUUGCGGCAAUGAGGUCCAAAGAUUCGAUUUUGAUCGAAAACAAGAAUUUAACUAAAAAUCUCACCAAAUCCACCGAGCUAAUAAUGCAGCUGAAAGAAAUUGAGCGCAGUUUGCAAGGGAAGAUCGAAAGUUUAAUCAAACAGAUUCAUAUUCACGAGGGAAACGAAAAGCGUUUAGUCGACACUAACAAGAGCGCGUCCAUUAAGCUCAUGGAUGUUACGUCUGCCUUGAGCAAAUCGAAAAAGACCAUAGAAUCACUUAGUCAGGAAAAGGCUGGCUAUGUUGAAAAAAUAACGAACUUUGAGCUCAAGGUUUAUUCCGCGGAGACUGAAGCGAACGCAUUGAAACUGCGGCUUUCUCAAGAAGUGUCCAAAGCCAAUAAAUUGCAUAAAGUUCUGACAUCCAAUGGUACCAAUGAUACGUCUGUCAUUGCCGAAGAAUUAGAGAAUUUCAGAACUAUUGUAUACUGUUCUCUGUGUUCGAAAAACUGGAAAAACACAGCCAUAAAAACAUGCGGUCAUGUUUUUUGCGACCAGUGUUGUAAGGAAAGACUUGCUGCUAGAAUGCGCAAGUGUCCUAUCUGCCGCACACAGUUUGGAUCUCGUGAUCUGUUGGAUCUUCAUAUGUGA